Messenger RNA from Penicillium manginii, 423 nucleotides. RefSeq lists its product as uncharacterized. Lineage: Eukaryota; Fungi; Ascomycota; Eurotiomycetes; Eurotiales; Aspergillaceae. The transcript is spliced from 2 exons. Bases 1 to 423 code for a protein of 140 amino acids. The record is from RefSeq and is a predicted model, not a curated record.
AUGGGUGCGAUCAUAUCAAUAUUUCGACCUGAUUUUACCUGGCCCCGGCAGAUGAAACCAACAAUUAGCAAGACUACUCCGAGUAUCCUACCGUCUCCCGGAAAACUCCAAAGAAGGGCAUGGGGCCUAAUGCACAUGGUCUUAUGUCAUAUUUCGAAAUGCUUUGAUGGCCGGAUAAUUGAACUGCCCUUCGGGCUCAUACUGAAGUGGUCCGAUCGAACCAGCAAGGAGGAAGCUGCCGCGAUGCAAAUGGCACGAGCUGCUGGUAUGCCUGUUCCCAAGGUGAUUUCCUGUGGAGAGCAUCCUAAUGAGCCUUACAACCAUUUCUGGUCAAUAUUGAUGACAAGACUGCCUGGAAUUUCACUCGAAAAUUCGUACGACCUCCCGAUGUCGAGUCCGAAGAACCGUGGCUGUUUGAACUGA